Cottoperca gobio is the source of this 4013-nucleotide messenger RNA. RefSeq names its product ELKS/RAB6-interacting/CAST family member 2 (gene erc2). The record is from RefSeq and is a predicted model, not a curated record. Gene Ontology annotation, cellular component: cytoskeleton of presynaptic active zone. Gene Ontology annotation, biological process: regulation of synaptic plasticity; maintenance of presynaptic active zone structure; neuromuscular synaptic transmission. Gene Ontology annotation, molecular function: structural constituent of presynaptic active zone. NCBI's taxonomy places the organism in Eukaryota, Metazoa, Chordata, Actinopteri, Perciformes, Bovichtidae.
GGAGAGAGCGCGUGUCCGCUGCCCAAUGACAGCGCAGGAUGCUGAGAGAGGCUGCUCGGGUUGAAUGGAGGCGACAAGAAGCCGUCUAAAGCGGCGAAGGAGAGGAAUUAACAUCGAUCAAGAUCUGGCUUUAAUGUGUUCCUUCCAUUACAACAUGAAAUAAGUCACCGAUGUGCCGUUCAGAGGGUCAGAGCAGUCUCAUUUCAGCACGCUCCUGUUAAGGACCCGCUGGUGGCUACACCGCCGAUUCACAGGACAUGUACGGCAGUGCCAGAGCUGUAGGCCAUAUAGAGAGCAGCCCCGCACGGUCCCCGCGCCUGCCAAGGUCCCCCAGACUGGGCCAUCGGAGGGCCAACAGCGGGGGCGGGGGGGGGUGCGGGGGAAAGACGCUCUCCAUGGAGAACAUCCAGUCACUCAAUGCUGCCUAUGCUACUUCCGGGCCCAUGUACCUGAGCGACCACGAGUGCGUGGGCUCCACUGCCACCUACCCAAAAGGCACUAUGACUCUGGGUCGCGCCACCAGCCGGGCCAUGUACGGGGGCCGCGUCACAGCCAUGGGAAGCAGUCCCAACAUUGCUUCAGUGGGGCUGCCCCAUGCUGACCUUCUGUCUUACAGUGACCUGGGCUCCCUGUCAAUGCUGCACCACCACCACCACCACCAGGGGGUGCCCUCUGCACUGCUGAGGCAGGCGGUGCGGGGCAGUGGGGGGGAGCUGCUGGAGAUGCAGAUCCAGUUCAGGGAUAUGCAGAGAGAGAAUGAGCUGCUGCGCCGGGAGCUUGACCUGAAGGACAGUAAACUGGGAUCGUCCACCAACAGCAUCAAGAGCUUCUGGAGUCCUGAGCUAAAGAAGGAGAGAAUAAUGAGGAAGGAAGAGGCGGCUCGCACAUCAAUCAUUAAAGAGCAGAUGAGAGUCACUCAUGAGGAGAACCAGCACCUUCAGAUGACCAUCCAGGCUCUGCAGGAUGAGCUGCGCACUCAGCGAGACCUGAACCACCUGAUGCAGCAGGAGGGCGGCAACCGCUCCGUUUCUGACCAUUUCACCACCAUCGAGCUGACGGAGGAGAACUUCCGGCGGCUGCAGGCCGAGCACGACAGGCAGGCCAAGGAGCUCUUCUUGCUGCGAAAGACCCUUGAGGAGAUGGAGCUGAGGAUCGAGACCCAGAAACAGACACUGGGUGCCCGGGACGAGUCCAUUAAGAAGCUGCUGGAGAUGCUGCAGAGUAAAGGGCUGCCCCCGGGGUCGGGCAGGGUGUCUGAGGAGGAAGAGCAGGAGAGAGCUAGGCGCAUUGCUGAGGCAGAGGCCCAGCUCGGACACUUGGAGGUCAUUCUGGAUCAAAAGGACAAGGAGAACAUCCAUCUGCGAGAGGAACUGCACAGAAGAAAUCAGCUGCACCAGGAUCCAGGCAAAACCAAGGCUCUGCAGACCAUCAUAGAGAUGAAAGACACCAAAAUUGCCUCUCUGGAGCGCAACAUUCGAGAUCUGGAGGAUGAGAUCCAAAUGCUGAAGGCGAAUGGCUUACUGAACACAGAAGACAGAGAGGAGGAAAUCAAACAAAUGGAGGUCUACAAGAAUCACUCUAAGUUUAUGAAGUCCAAGAUUGACCAGCUGAAGCAGGAGCUGUCAAAGAAGGAGUCUGAGCUGCUGGCCUUGCAGACAAAACUAGAGACCCUCAACAACCAGAACUCGGACUGCAAACAGCAUAUUGAGGUGCUCAAAGAGUCUCUCACUGCCAAGGAGCAACGUGCUGCCAUCCUGCAAACAGAGGUCGAUGCUCUACGUCUGCGUCUGGAGGAGAAAGAGUCUUUCCUGAACAAGAAAACGAAGCAGCUGCAGGACUUGACGGAGGAGAAGGGAACUCUCGCCGGAGAAAUCAGGGACAUGAAGGACAUGCUGGAGGUCAAAGAAAGGAAGAUCAAUGUCCUGCAGAAGAAGAUUGAGAAUCUGCAGGAGCAGCUGCGGGACAAAGACAAGCAGCUGGGAAACCUGAAGGACCGAGUCAAGUCUCUGCAGACCGACUCCAGUAACACAGACACUGCUCUGGCCACCCUGGAGGAGGCUCUGUCAGAGAAGGAGCGGAUUAUAGAGCGUUUAAAGGACCAAAGGGAGAGGGAAGACAGAGAACGUCUGGACGAAGUGGAUUCCUAUAAGAAGGAGAACAAGGAUCUGAAGGAGAAGGUCAACAGCCUUCAGAUAGAAAUAACAGAGAAAGAGUCCAGUCUCAUCGAUCUGAAGGAACAUGCUUCAUCCUUGGCAUCCUCUGGCCUCAAGAGGGAUUCAAAGCUCAAGUCCUUGGAGAUUGCCAUAGAGCAGAAAAAAGAGGAGUGUAGUAAGUUGGAGACGCAGUUGCAGAAGCAAGCUGAGCAGCUAUUCAGUCACAUGAACAAUCCUAAGGCCCAUGAGGUGGAUCAUCAGUCCGGCCCCAGAGGGAACCCGGAGUACGUGGACCGAGUGAAGCUGCUGGAGAAGGAGGUGAACUACUUCAAGGAUGAGGCCAACAAGUCUCAGACGGAAGUGGAGAGACUUCUGGACAUCCUGCGAGAGGUGGAGACCGAAAAGAAUGACAAGGACAAGAAGAUCAUUGAGCUAGAAAGUCUAGCACCAAGACAAGGAGGAAAAGACCUGACUAAGAAGGGUCCAAACAUCAAACUGGGACCACAAGGGGACAAGAAAGGCUUGGGACAAGACCCUCGUAAGGAUGGCUCCAUGGACAGUGGUCACCACGUAAAGUUGGAGGAGCUGAUGAACACGUUGGAAAGGACGAGGCAAGAGCUGGAUUCCACCAAGCAGCGUCUCUCCUCCACACAGCAGUCACUGCAGGAGAGGGACGGCAACCUCACCAACAUGAGACAGGAGCGCAGAAAACAGCUGGAGGAGAUACUGGAAAUGAAGCAACAAGCUCUGCUUGCAGCCAUCAGUGAGAAAGAUGCUAAUAUUGCACUGCUGGAACUGUCUGCCUCCAAUAAAAAGAAGACCCAGGACGAGGUGCUGGCCCUCAAGAGGGAGCGGGACAAACUGAUGCACCAGCUCAAGCAACACCCUCAAGGCAUGUCAGGUCUUCAAGGAGUCAAGUCUCAAACACAAAGCAGGAUGAAGCUGAUAGCCGACAACUACGAAGAUGAGCAAUAUCAUCCACACGGUCCUCACCACCCCCAGACUCAGCCCCCGCACGCUCAGUCUCAGCCACAGCCGCAGUACCCCCACGCUCCCCAUGCUCCACACACUCCGCACGCUCCCCAUGCUCCACACCCUCCGCACGCUCCCCACGCUCCCCACGCCCAGCAGACUCCUUAUCCACACGUCAUGCAUCCACAACACCCACAGCACCCGCAGACCCCCCAACAGCACCCACACCCACAGCAGCCACAGCAGCCACAACCCCAGUACCCUCACCCGCAGCAGCACCCCCAACAGCACCCCCCGCAGCAUGCUCAGCACCCCCAACCACCUCCCCAGCACCAACAGCAUCCACGCCCCCCACAGCCCCAACACCCUCACCAACAGCACCCACAGCAUCCUCCUCAGCACCCACAUGGACAUCCCCCUCUGCAGCACCCUCACCCUCAGCACCCACAUGGCCCUCCCCAACAAGGAAACCACCCCCAACAAGGAACCCACCCCCAACAAGGAACCCACCCCCAACAAGGAACCCACCCCCAACAUCCACAUCCCCAGCACCCACAGCACCCUCAACACCCUCAGCACCCGCACCACGCCCAACAUCCACGUCACCCAUCGCCCCAUCAUCGUGGUGGCCCGGCCCGAGGACCCCCACAUGCUGGUCACCGCCCUGCCCAGGACCAGGAUGACGACGAGGGCAUUUGGGCAUAAUCCUUGCUGUGACAACCAAAGCUCUAAUAUUAUUUUGAGGGAUGAUACAGUCACUACUGGAGGAGCACAGCCAUGCCAUGAUGUUGAAACACUACCCGACCAAACAUUUAUUACCUCCACUCAGUUGACACUCAGCAAUGGGACCUUUGUUUAUUUUCCGGGGAAGAGGAGGGAGGCACUCAG